UGGUUCUCUGGUUUUACCACAAAGAAUUGCAUCCACUGAUGCUCUGUCUUUCUAGGCUGGGUGGUAUGAAAAGUACGGACCUCAGAGAUUCAAAGACCCAUGUUCAGCUCCCAGCUCUGCUACUUACAAGCUUGGAGCAGGAGUCUGACACAUAGUGAGUUCCUGCCACAUUGUAAGCACCCAAGAAAUAUUAUUUUCCCUUUUCAAAUCGUACCUGUCAUUUCUUUGUGCACUCCAGAUCACAUGUCCUGACUGUCUGAAGAGAAUCAGGUCUAUCUUUUCCACUCCUUUUCUCAUGCUCACCUUAUAUUUCUUUCUCCAGCUUCUCAAAUCCAAGUCUCAUCUGGCACUUGGGGUAUCUGAUUAGAGCCCCCUCUGUCUCUUGACCAUCCUGGGUUGACACAGGCCCCCAGUCUUGCCUCAGUGUCCAUCGCAUUCCUCUCUUCACUCCAGACCACACCCCUGUCGUCGGAGCCUGUUCAGAAAUGCCCCAGACAGCACAGCUUUGGGGCAUCAAGGCCUGUGGAUUUUCGCUAUUACAAGAAAGCCCAGACCUCAGGGGAAGGUGGAAGUGGGCUUCUGGUAGGGGCCACACAACCACUCAGGCAAUGAACAAAAUUUUUUAAAAUCUUAGAAUGCAUUUGAAAGGAGAAAACUUAGAUUGUGAUCAUAAGCAACUCAUUAGGCCAUCAAGAAGUGUUGUGAAUUCCACGAAUCCCACUAGGCUGUCUGCUCUGUGACUCCAGUCCCUUGUCUGCAGCCUAAGAAGGAAGGGACUGAGACACCUCACCUUUUACGAGCGAAGGUGUGUGACAUCGCUCUGGAGGAGCCGUGGAGCCCGAGCCUGCUCCGUGGUGAUACUCACGGUGAUGCUCAGCCUGAGGCUGCCUUUGCUUUGUGCGAUUCUUUAGGAGCAGGUUUACCGUUCUGACCAAAGUGUUCUUCUUUUAUUUAUAGUUUCCAUAAAGCUAGUCAGACUCUGGUAAUAAGUGAUAACUGCUUGGGAACAGAAACAGUGAGGGGCAUUUUGAGAGGCAGCUUUGGAGCGCGUUUGGAUUCUGAUUGCUUUUCAGCCACACGUUCAUGUCUGGAACCUCCUCAGCAUUCCUUACCUGGCAGAACGUUCUAGUGAUGAGCGACAGUUGUCAAAAUCUUCCCAAGAUCAGCGAACAGAGGCCACGGUCCAAAACCACGGUGGGGAAGCCAGGGGACACCAAGCCCCUCCACAGGGAGCAUCCUAAACAGGAGCUUGUCAAUCACACUCAUAAGGAGAGUGCUGACUUUGGCUUAAGUAUAUCUGGAGUCAACAAAGGCAGUGGAGAAGCAAACAUCCGCCCCCCAAAAGGCCAAAUCAUUGACUUCCGAGGGCUGCUCACAGAUGCCAUAAAAGGAGCAACCAGCGAACUUGGCUUGAACAGCUUCGACUGUAACCCAGACCCUUCAGAACGACUGUUGAAACCUCUGAGUGCAUUUAUUGGCACGAACAGUGAGAUGCGAGAAUUGGCAGCCGUGGUGAGCCGGGACAUUUAUCUCCAUAAUCCAGACAUAAAGUGGAAUGACAUUAUUGGACUCGAUGCCGCCAAGCGGUUAGUCAAAGAAGCUGUUGUGUAUCCUAUAAGGUACCCACAGCUGUUUACAGGAAUCCUUUCGCCCUGGAAAGGACUGCUGCUCUACGGACCUCCAGGUACAGGAAAGACUCUGCUGGCCAAAGCUGUGGCUACGGAAUGCAAAACAACCUUCUUUAAUAUUUCUGCAUCUACCAUCGUAAGCAAAUGGAGAGGGGAUUCAGAAAAACUUGUUCGGGUGUUAUUUGAACUUGCGCGCUAUCACGCCCCCUCCACCAUCUUCCUGGACGAGCUGGAGUCAGUGAUGAGUCAGAGAGGCACGGCUCCUGGGGGAGAGCAUGAAGGAAGCCUGCGGAUGAAGACAGAGUUACUGGUGCAGAUGGAUGGGCUGGCCCGCUCCGAGGAUCUCGUGUUUGUCUUAGCAGCCUCCAACCUGCCGUGGGAGCUAGACUGUGCCAUGUUGCGGCGCCUGGAGAAGAGGAUUCUGGUGGACCUCCCAAGCCAGGAGGCCAGGCAGGCCAUGAUCCACCACUGGCUGCCGCCCGUGUGCAGGAGCAGCGCCGUGGAGCUGCGCGCGGAGCUGGAGUACAGCCUGCUGAGCCGGGAGACAGAGGGCUACUCGGGCUCGGACAUCAAGCUAGUCUGCAGGGAAGCAGCCAUGCGGCCUGUGAGGAAGAUCUUCAGUGCCCUUGAAAAUCACCAGUCAGAGAGCAGCAGUUUACCUGGGAUCCAGCUGGAUACCGUGACCACUGCUGACUUUCUGGAUGUGCUAGUCCACACCAAGCCUUCAGCAAAAAAUCUGACUCAGAGAUACUCAGCCUGGCAAAGCGAGUUCGAGUCUGUGUGAAAUCACAUGUACCCUGACUUGGCCACAGAGACAACUACAGAGGCCUCCUCAUUAAUCAGUGUAAGUGGAAGAAGAACUAUUACACUUGGAAUAGAAAACAGAAAAUUAUUCUUGAAGACUGGAUUAAUUUGGACAACUGUACCAUUUUGGAAACAUACAUUUUCAUGGUCGAUGUCAGCAAAAUAUUGAAGAUUCCAAUUACAGGUAUGUGUGCUAUGAGGUCUUGCAACGGAGACUUUUCUCACAAUGAGAUCCCAUAAAAUUCAGAUGAAUACUUUCUUGUAGUGUUCCUCAUUUGUGAACUGGCAUUUUCAUUUUGAAAAAGAUGUGGUAAGGAAAGUUGUGCUGGGAUGCAGAGGGUGGUUCUAAGUUGGGGAGCCAAUCAGAAGCUAAGCUUGACAGACCAUCUGACAGCUGACAGUUCAAGGGUGGGUAAGGGUGGGAGCAAGGAAGAGAAACAGCGUCUGCUUCUCUUGACAAUAUUCUGAAUCUCAUCUGCUCUCCCUGAUUCCGACUCCAGUCAGUUUUAUCGGCAGAGCAAAGCCCUACCAGACUAGCCCCACUCAGGAAUAUCACUGGCCCGUCUCUGGAGAUGAGCUAAUAGCAGUGGUAACAAGCACCCCACUAUCACUACCUACCAGUUGCAAUGUUUUGAGUCCUGGCCCCUAAGAACAUCUUCACAUCUCACAUCCUGUGUGUCCUGCCCUUCUCUUUCCAUUGCCACAGCUCCUCAUUGGAUCCAAAACUUAGGAUGGGGUACCUGAGCUUCUAGAACAGUCUUCCCUGCUCUUAGGCUCCUCCACGUCUCCUUAUGGGGCUGUAAACAGCUAGAAACAUCUCAUUCAGACACCCACAAUCUGAGGCAUCUACUUUCAACUCCUGGUAAAUUUUGAAGGCUUCCACUAAGUAAUGCCACCCCUCCCGCUGCUUAGAAUUUUCCUGUGGUCGCCUUUUGUUGUCCCCCUUGCCUUGUUUUCUUCAUCCCUGCAAGGCAGACUCCUCCAGAGAAGAAAACACUUCCAGGAAAAGGGACAUUUUGGCUAAAUAGUCCAAAGUAUUUCACCCUUUUAAACAACAACAUUUUGGGGUUUUGAUUAUUUUGAAUAGAAUAGUCUCAAAUGCCUCUUAAAAUAUCAUUUUUUGGAAAAUGUAGUCAAAUUGAAUAAGUUUAAAAGAAAAAAAAAAGACAUUUCAUCUUAGUAGAAGCUCAGCUGAAACUUCUUCAUGGUCACUAGGUAGUACCCUGUGAGCACUGCUGAGACACAGACAUGGAGGUCUCUUAAGUUCAAUGGCCUAGACUGCUGUGGCGUUCAAUUUCCAACAUCUGCCGUCUGUGCUUUUGGGUUAUUUUCUUUGUCAGGCUGUCAGCUGACAUUUCUUACAGCUGUUAGUCCAUUUGCUUGUGGCCUUUGCCACCCUUUCUGAUUUCAUAAAAUCUCAAGUGGAUGGAACCUCAAUUAUAGCUAAUUUGCUGUGGUUGGAAAGCAGGUUAAGUGUGCACUAUAUCCGUACCUAAGAAUGAACAGUCAGAGGGGCAGGGGAGGGCUCCCGUGGAGAGCAUGCUUUGUGACAAUAGGGUUGGGCCCUUUUCGCUUACUGCCCCGGAGUUCCUGAUUCCGUUCAGGUAAGUGUGGUUUGGCCAUCCCUCCCAGCACACACCGGUAACCUUUCACUUCCAAAACCCACCUCCACAUCCUCCCUCCAUUCCUUUUAAGAAUCUCUAAAGGGCUUCCCUGGUGGCGCAGUGGUUGAGAGUCCGCCUGCCGAUACAGGGGUCACGGGUUCGUGCCCUGGCCUGGGAAGAUCCCACAUGCCGCGGAGCAGCUGGGCCCGUGAGCCAUGGCCGCUGGGCCUGCGCGUCCGGAGCCUGUGCUCCGCAACGGGAGAGGCCACAACAGUGAGAGGCCCACGUACC
Kogia breviceps (pygmy sperm whale) is the source of this 4327-nucleotide messenger RNA. The record is from RefSeq and is a predicted model, not a curated record. Lineage: Eukaryota; Metazoa; Chordata; Mammalia; Artiodactyla; Physeteridae.